GCCACUGAAGCCGGCCAAGCUUUCCAGGGUGUCCGUGGCUUGUCACCCAGUGAGAUAAACUUCCUUAGUGAUGAAUUAGCAUGUCAUUAUAGGGUGAGUGGAGAACUAUCUUAGGCUGCAACCUGGGGUUUAGACAUCAACUGAAGUCACUAUAGAACCAAAACACAAGCCGCCAUCUCCAGCUUGAGAGGGUUGCCACAUCUGACUUUGAUCUCUGUUGUUAUUAAACUGCAUUUACAAUAGAUAAAGCGCUGUGUAAACAGGCUUGUUAUGAUUAUAAAAAAGCUCUUCCUUGACUUGAUCCUCCGUUUCCCUGUUCAUCCAGGAAGUUUAUCUGUAGUAAAAACAGUUUGGAGUUAAUAACUACUCCUAUUCUAAACAGGGGUUUUGCGGCAGCUGCCAACACAGGAUGAAUUUACAGAGUUGUUCCUUUAGCAGAACAGUUGCAGACUUUGGAAUGGUUGACUAAUCUAAUCACGGACACCUGAUGAUAAAACUCCUCAGACGUUCAGAGGACAGAACACUUCCAGAGACUGACAGGCUCCUGGAACUUGAUCUGGACAUGCUGCGCUGAGAUGCCUCACGCUCGGAGGGUUCUUUCCCCACCGUAAAGAGGAAUUAUUCUCUCAGAUGUGAUGCUUUUAUCCUGAAUUUGAGAAGCUUUUUUUGUCAUGAUGGAGCUGAACGAACACUCAGAUAUGUUGGGGCGAAAAAGGAAGGCCUACACGGUGGAAAGAGAUAUACUGGACGAAGAAGAGGUGGAGAAGAUGGCUGAGAAAGUGGAGGCAAAUGUACCUCUUAAAGAGAAACUCAAAGACUCAUUACGGGGCAGGUGUUCAGGUCCCAGGCUGAGGAAGAGUAUCCUGGCCAGGUUUCCCAUCGUCUCCUGGCUGCCACGUUACAAAGUCAAAGAGAACCUUCUGGGGGACAUCAUCUCUGGGCUCAGUGUGGGGAUCAUGCAGCUGCCACAAGGUAUGGCCUACGCUCUGCUCGCUGCGGUGCCCCCAGUCUACGGCCUGUACUCGUCCUUUUAUCCUGUCCUCAUCUACUUCCUCUUUGGCACGUCCAAGCACAUCUCACUGGGAACAUUUGCGGUGACAAGCGUGAUGAUCGGAGGGGUCACAGAACGUUUGGCUCCAGACUCUGACUUCAUGAACUGGAAUAACCAGUCCAACUCCAGCGUCCUGGACACUGUUUCACGGGACCAAGCUCGAGUGCAAGUCGCCGCUGCCUGCACCAUCUUAUCGGGGGUAUUUCAGAUUAUUCUGGGGUUCGCCCAGUUUGGGUUCGUGGUCACCUACCUCUCAGAGCCUCUGGUUCGAGGCUAUACCACUGGAGCUGCCAUCCAUGUCAUUGUGUCUCAGCUGAAAUACACGUUUGGUGUCAGCCCAAAACGAUACAGCGGGCCACUGUCGCUGAUCUACACAGUGGUGGAGAUCUGCUACCUCCUCCCACAGACCAACAUCGGAGCCCUGGUCGUCAGCAUUGUCGCCAUCAUCGGACUCAUUGUUGCCAAAGAGCUCAAUGCUCUGUUGACGAAGAAAAUCCCGGUCCCUAUCCCGGUGGAGCUGCUGGCUGUUGUUUUAGCCACAGUAAUCUCGUGGCAGGCCGACCUCACGGGGCGUUACGGGGUGGACGUUGUGGGUGAGAUUCCCUCGGGCCUUCAGCCGCCUGCCGUCCCGGACGUCUCUUACUUUGGUCAGGUGGUUGGCGACGCCUUCGCCUUGGCAGUGGUGGGAUACGGUAUUGCAAUCUCACUGGGCCGAACCUUCGCUCUCAAGUAUGGCUACAGGGUGGACAGUAACCAGGAACUCAUCGCUCUCGGCCUGAGCAACAGCAUCGGAGGCUUCUUCCAGUGCAUCGCCAUCAGCUGCUCCAUGUCACGAACAAUGGUGCAAGUGAGCACAGGCGGGAAAACUCAGAUUGCUGGAGCCCUGUCAGCAGUCGUCGUCCUCAUUAUCACCCUCUGGAUCGGAGUCCUCUUCCAAGACCUGCCCAAGGCAGUGCUGGCGGCCAUCAUAUACGUCAACCUGCAAGGCAUGAUGAAGCAGUUCCUGGACAUCCCAGCGCUGUGGAGGACCAACAAGGUGGACAUGGUGGUCUGGCUCGGCACCUUCAUCCUCACGGUGCUGUUGAACCCUGACCUGGGCCUGGCCGCCUCUAUCGCCUUCUCCAUGCUGACUGUCAUCUUCCGGACUCAGCUGCCCAGAUACUCGGUGCUAGGUCAGCUGCCCGGAACAGACCUCUACAGGCCGGUGGAGGACUACAACCAGGUGGUUAUGGUCCCCGGCGUGCUGAUCUUUCGCUCAUCCGCCACGCUCUACUUCGCCAAUGCUGAGCUGUACCAAGACGCUCUGGAGAAGAAGACUGGACUCAAUCUGACCAAACUUUUGUCAGCAAAAAAGAAACUUGAGGCCAAAAAGAAGAAGCUCCAGAAGAAGAAUGCAAAAGCAGCCAAGAAGCUCGGCCCUGAUUCGCUUGAGGUGCCGGGAGGAAUAGCCACCAUCGAUGUUGAACCUGAGCCCAGCGCCACUCACCUGACGGCCAUCAUCCUAGACUUGAGUCCUGUCAACUUUCUCGACAGCGUGGGAGUCAAAACCAUACGCAGCAUCCGGAGAGACUACGGAGAAGUUGGCAUUGAGGUGCUGCUCGCCUGCUGCCAGUCUUCUGUCAUGGAGAACCUACAGACUGCCGGCUUCUUCACCGACACCGUGACUAGAGCGAGUCUCUUCUCAACUGUCCAUGACGCGGUUCUUCACUGUCAGUCCUCAAAAUCGCUUCCUGAGGACCGAAGAUCAACGUCACUGUGAGCAGCAGGAGAACCAGACUCUGAAUGUUACUCAACGCACACAAAAAAAUAAUCUGGUCUGCGUCAGUUCAGAUCAAACAUUUAGAUGGGCAUGUAACCGAAGGCAGCACAUCCACACCGGUACACAGCGAUGCACUUCAAAGCUGUGAGGACCUGCUCCAGUCCCAGCCAGCCUCACAAUAAUGCUGUUCUCUGAGCAUCAUUGACGUUUAUCUUCUUCAUUUGUGUCAAUCAUACAUCCAGCUAGUCUUUUUUAGGCCACAUUGAAUUUGUCUGUGUAAAAAUGUAAAUAGUAAAAAUUUAAAUGUUUGUAAUGUACUUGACUUUGUUUGCGCACAUCUGUAACCUCCUCUUUAGCUCCAGUGUUCUCCUCCUCUGGUUUCACAGCUCAGUAGAGGAAAGUGUGAAGUGGGGUCAAUCUAGAACAAAACUGUCUGGUGAAGCAAAAUAAA
This is a messenger RNA of Synchiropus splendidus (mandarinfish), 3261 nucleotides long. It is a transcript of the gene slc26a6.2, whose product is annotated as solute carrier family 26 member 6. Gene Ontology annotation, molecular function: bicarbonate transmembrane transporter activity; oxalate transmembrane transporter activity; secondary active sulfate transmembrane transporter activity. Bases 672 to 2810 code for a protein of 712 amino acids. The transcript has 20 exons. NCBI's taxonomy places the organism in Eukaryota, Metazoa, Chordata, Actinopteri, Syngnathiformes, Callionymidae. Gene Ontology annotation, cellular component: membrane. Gene Ontology annotation, biological process: transmembrane transport. The record is from RefSeq and is a predicted model, not a curated record.